UGGCCACACCAACUUGUACGGAGUAUGCUACAUACCUCUGUAUGUAUGUUGCUCUUUUCUUGUCCUCCCGUCCUUGGUCAAUUUUGGCGGCCAAGUCCAAGUCAGGUCCAAGUCAGGUCCAAGUCAAGCCAAAGUCAGGUCGAAUCAGGACGAGCCAUCCCGCGUGGCCCCAAUCUCCCCAUUGGUCUCCUCCCCCUCCGGCCCCAAUAUCCUUUCCUGCACACCAUCAAGGCCUUGCGAACCUAACUCCCCCGGCUUCUUCUUUCCCUUCGAACCAGAGGCCCGAGUCUUGGUUGAAUCCUCACUGCCUGGAGAUACCCUUGAGCAGAACCCAAUCCCCAAGGUGCUUACUGUGCUUACCUUGGACAUUGAAUCCUCCUCCGCCUCUCCUUGCCGUCACUCACCCGUCGCCCUCUCAGCUUCAUCUCUCGCCUCCCCUUCCGCCUCCCCCUCCCUCCCCCUUCUCCUCCCAACCUCUCCGCCCGAAUCUGACCCUGUGUCCUCGUGCGCGUCCUCGUGGUUCUGAGCCUUGUGCCCUGCCCUGCCCUGCCCUGCCCUGCCCUGCCCUGCCCUGCCCUAUCCGUCCAGUAUAAUCCACUCCCCGGUACGGAUCACGGAGCUGGUAACCACCUUCGGAUGUUAGUGUUCGGCACAAGCUGCUGAGGCUCUCGGUCAUAAUAAGCCUGUUGCUGCUAGUCCAGGUUCCGUGCGAGACCCAUCAACAACAGACACAGCCUAGCCAGUCCCGCCAAACCCACGCCAGCCUUCGAUCGCCGUUGCCCUCCAGCCCAUCUCGUCUCUUUGUUCACCAACCUCGUCGUUCUUUCUAAAGUCGUUCAUUUCCUCCCCACCUGUUGGACACACAUAUACACACAUCCCACACUAUAGCUACAUGGGACUGCACCCCGCCUCGUCCGUGGCAUAGCACGCCGGCCCUGGUCACCCUCACCACCAACGCGAUUCCACUGCCAAACCACCCGCGACGAGAGAACAGAACCAGACUGAAAUCAUCAACCCAUCCCGCUUCCAGUCUCUUCCCACAGGACGUCAUCCCUUCCGCCCCGCAACGGGCCACGCCUUCCUGUCGCCAUACACCUUUUUUCCCCUUUCUUACCUGGACUCUUCUCUCCCUCCCUGCUCUCUUGGCCCAUCGUCCUCUUCGAGGCACAGGAGUACCGACGGUACCUCGCCGGGAUCUGAAGCAUUCGACCCCAAGGAAACAGAUGCGCCAUGGCCACCACCGAGCAGUCCCGUCCCGCUUCGCAGAAGCUCCCCGCAGGGUUGGCUGGUGUUCUAAACCCCUCCGACGACAAUAGGGAUUCGGCUUACUACUCGAGCACCGACGCCUCUAGCAAACACACUUCGGCCGCAUCGUACCAUGCUGUCAAUGUCUUCAGCCCUACGAAUGGCGGCUUCCACCAGUCACAAAACGACAAGACGCCCUCGCCCACCACCACCAACCUGCUCCCGCAGCCUCUGAUAUCUCCCGUCACCAGCAACAUGAGCGUUGCGUCAAUCGUGUCUCCGACCAGCCCCGCGGGCCCCGACGCGCGGUACGUGGACCGCCACCUAUCCAUCGACUCUGCCCCAAACAGCGCCACAUUGGCCGUCGACGCGGGCGAGCCCAUGUCCAGGCGCGAGAGUGUCGACAGCCGCAUGAACCAAGAUUUCGGGGGGAUGAGGCUAGGCGCAUCACCCUACGCGAGCAACAACCACUCCACGACGUCGAUCCAAAACACCCUGCAACAACAGCGGAAUCCCAGGACAGGAGGCUUGGAGAGCUUGUCGGUCCAUCGCAUCUCGAAUGGCUACCAGCCCAGCACCGAGCGCAACCCAAUUGAUGGCACCAUCAAGGUCGUCCGUACCGCGCCGACGAUCACGGGCCCCACCACCGGCACCAUAGCUCGCGCUGCCGAGCCCACCAAAGGACAGGCAUGGGCCUUCCCGGAAGAGGAGCUGCAUCGCAUGCCCUCGGGGGCUCAGUCGCUCAUCGACUCGAGGCGGAGUAGCGUGGCGGAGUCAUUCGCCAGCAGCCAAUGGACUGCCGAGUCGAGACUGCCACCAGGCCAACGGAGGUUGGACGAGGGCCUCACGCCUCCCGAUUAUCAGCGUAUGUCGAGCAAUUCGGGCGAGUUCCCCGCCGUCCACCAUCACUCCCUACAACACAAGCAGCUCGGGGACCUACAGGCCGAGGACGCUGCCGCGCAGGCCGGUGCACAGCCGUACAGCAGGACACCGGAGCUACGGGUAAGCCACAAGCUCGCCGAGAGGAAGCGCAGGACGGAAAUGAAGGAACUCUUUGAGCAAUUGAGGGAUCUGAUGCCGCAGGAGCGGGGCUCCAAGGCGUCCAAGUGGGAAAUUUUGUCCAAAGCAAUCACCGAACACCAACGACAGUCUGACACCAUCAAGUACCUGCAGCAGCAGAACCACACGAUUGUGAGUGACGUGGACAUGAUGAGGCGAGAGCUUGCCGCGGCGAGGAUGGAGAACUCGCAGCUGAGGGGGGAACUGAGCGCUGUGUCGUCCAGCCAGGGCGCUGGUUCCCACAACUCGGCACCUCCUACCGCCUCGUUUGCUCAGAAAGAUGCACAGCGCCCGGAGCUCCCCCCCCUACGAUCCCUCAGCGGUGAGGUACCAACGGCUCCCGAGUCCAUGGCGGGCGUCCAGUAUGAGCAGCCUAGAUUCGGCGGCUACCGAGCACCUGAUGCCAGAUAUUAGAGGGGCAUUGUGUGGGCCCAGUACCCUCAGCGCCGACAGCCUACCUGGGAUCCGCCGCGAAUAAUGCUCAAGAGCUCGGGUAGCUUAUCCGAGACACAUGGUGCGCGACCGGAUGGAUCUGCUGAACCGCGACAGCCAGUAUCGGACUGCGAUGAUGCGACCGCCAGCAUUUUUGACAAGCACAAGCACAAGCACGGGCGCCUUUGUUUCAGCUGGAUCGUCCAUCUCAACUUUCAUUAUGGGGAUGAUUUGAUGGCGUACGAAAUGACGAUACCUUUUCUGGGCAUUUCCUCUGAUACCUAGUGGAUUAGCCCCUUCACAAACGUUGACGUGAACCGGAGUCUCGGACGGUGGCAGGCCAACGAGCCUGCGCCUUUAGCUCUAUGCGCCCGUUUGAUAACGGCAGCGGUGGCUCCUCUUGUGUUCAUUUCCCUCGACAGCUUGUUCUUCCCGGCCAUAGCCUGUCACAGGCACGGUCGGACCAGGACCAGGACCAGGACCAGGGAUCGCUUCACUUUUCCUCUUUUCCCUGCACCAGGCACGUUGCAGGUUCCUUUUGUCUAUUCAGAGAGAAAAGAAGAGACGUGGCGGAUUUUGCGGCCAAACGGGCUGUGCCCAUUCUAAGGCUUUGGUUUUCUCUUUUAUGUUUCUGGCGGUGGGGGGGGGGGGGGGGAGAAAGAGUCAAGAGAGGCUCGGGCAUGCCGGGUUGCCAGUUUUACUUUGUGUGCUCUCGGUUCUAUGUUGAUUGAUGGAUUGCAUAUACCCAUUGUAACUUCACUAAGGCGUCUGUUCACGGUUGUGGUGGUGCGGGAGUGAUUGUCUCGAUACGGACGGGCCUUUUCAGCCCUGGGAGACAGGGGGAACUGCUCAACGUACAGACACCUCUCCUAGGGACUACUACUACUACUACUACUACCUGGGGGACAAGCCAGACAUUCUGGGAUCGCAACGGUGCUUGCGAGAAUAUUAGGCAGUGGACUGGGGGAUCAAAAACUGGGGUGUGGCGGUGGGGGAAAGAGGGCCAGAUGUGUUUUUUUUUAUCUGUGUCCAAGGUCUAAUGAUCAUUCUCCGGGAAAAGAGGGGUGUCGGGAGAUACGGAGAACAUGGAGGAGUCACGUUUAUUAGAUUAACUGUGAGGAUGUACAAGCACGUCUUGUCAGCGCUCGGCAAUGCUUGUCGGAUCCCAGCGGAGGGACAGCACAGGGCUCCAUAAUCUAAAUCAAAUAUAUCUAUCUA
Messenger RNA from Diaporthe batatas, 3954 nucleotides. RefSeq lists its product as uncharacterized. Gene Ontology annotation, cellular component: RNA polymerase II transcription regulator complex. The transcript is spliced from 4 exons. The record is from RefSeq and is a predicted model, not a curated record. Gene Ontology annotation, molecular function: protein dimerization activity; DNA-binding transcription factor activity. NCBI's taxonomy places the organism in Eukaryota, Fungi, Ascomycota, Sordariomycetes, Diaporthales, Diaporthaceae. Bases 1231 to 2718 code for a protein of 495 amino acids. Gene Ontology annotation, biological process: positive regulation of transcription by RNA polymerase II.